AUGGCGUAUUUUAAUGAUAAAAAUAUUGUACAACUGAGUUGUGGUGCAUAUCACGCGCUGGCCCUCAAUGGUGAUGGCCGGGUGUAUGCCUGGGGCGCCGAUAUAACCGCUUGUGGUCAAUUUAAAUUUAAACCUAAAUACAUUUGUACACCAAUUGAGAUUAAAUUGGCUAAUAAUUACAAAAUACAAUGCAUUCACGCUUACGGCACCUCUUCGUUUGCCAUCACAUCCGACGGACAUGUCUUCAGUUGGGGUUAUAAUGGAUUGCAUCAAUUGGGACACCGUUUCCAUAUCGGCAACGAUAUUAUAGAUACGCCCCGAUUGGUCGACACCAUUGAUGGCGUGAAAGCAAUCACUUCCAUGGGUUACAGCACACAGUUUCACGCGACAAAUGGUAUAUAUGUACAAUUAAUAUCAACUGAAUUUAAAUUAAUUGAUACAAAAUAUGAUAAUUUUGUCGACUUUUACGCCAAUGAAUACCAAAUCACUUACAAUACAAUUGAUUUGAAACAAAUUAAUGAUAUGAAUAAAAUUGAAACUAUGUUAACAUCGGUUGACAUUAAAAGCGAAAAUAAAAGUGAAAAUAACAGCGAAAUUAAAAGUGAAAAUAAUAGCGAAAAGUCAAGAAAAAAGAAAAAGAAACGGAAAAAUAAAAAUAAAAUUGAAGAUAAAAAUGAUAAUAUAUGUGAGAACUCAAGUGAUAAUAAUUAUAACAACCAAUUCAUUGAGAUGUCAGCCAUAGGUUCGGGUGGUUUUGGGACUGUAUUUAAAGUAAAGCAUGGAUUAGAUGACAAAAUGUAUGCCGUUAAAAGACUCCAAUUUAAGGAUAUUAGUGAAGAAACAAAACAAAGUGUUGUCGAAGAAAUGAAUAGUUUAACAAAACUGGACUCAGAUUUUGUGGUCAAAUAUUACAACUCAUGGCUUGAGUCCAAUCAUCUCUUCAUUCAAAUGCAAUUCUAUUCCCAAAGUCUUCGAACUGUUCUCAAAGACAAACCCAUUGUCUUCGGGAGACAACCGGAAGACCAGAUGAAUGUCUUUGAAUACUUUACUUCGUGUGAAAUAUUCAAAGAACUCUUAGAAUGUGUUGAAUAUCUCCACGAAUCGGAUCCACCGGUCAUUCAUCGGAAUCUCAAACCGGAAAACAUAUUAAUUGAUCCCAACUUUACGUCCAAUCGUUGUGUAAAAGUGUGUGACUUUGGUUUAGUCACUGAUCACAACACCGACAGACAAAUAGUUAGUCCAUUUGUGCACUCAGUUUGUGGUACUUUUGGAUAUAUAGCGCCCGAAGUUCUUAUGGGUAAACAAUAUGACCACAAAUCAGACAUUUAUAGCCUCUCUAUAAUCGGCGAAGAGUUGUUUGGCAUUGAUCUCCAGGAUUGGAAAUUAAAUGAAGCAAAAAAGUUGUCGUUCAAGAAAUGCAUACAAAGCAUAUACGGGACACUUCUGGAUAUGAUGUCAACACCCUUUUGGAGACAAAGGCCUGAGUGUCGGGAAGUGUUGGCCAAAUAUAACGAGUGGUCUAUCGAUAAGACUUUUGUCACGAAACAAAACAAUUUCCAUGAAGUUUUAAAUACACUUAAAUCUAAUAAUAAUUCUGGUUUUUAUGAAAUUCUGUUUCGCAAAACACAAUAAUAUAUAAUUUAUCACUUUUUAUAAACAAUGACUUUUAUAAAUUUAAUUAACAUGAA
Medioppia subpectinata is the source of this 1688-nucleotide messenger RNA. NCBI's taxonomy places the organism in Eukaryota, Metazoa, Arthropoda, Arachnida, Sarcoptiformes, Oppiidae. The record is from the annotation of a GenBank genome assembly.